This is a messenger RNA of Pneumocystis jirovecii RU7, 2430 nucleotides long. RefSeq lists its product as uncharacterized. Bases 1 to 2430 code for a protein of 809 amino acids. Gene Ontology annotation, biological process: positive regulation of kinase activity; phosphatidylinositol biosynthetic process. NCBI's taxonomy places the organism in Eukaryota, Fungi, Ascomycota, Pneumocystomycetes, Pneumocystales, Pneumocystaceae. The record is from RefSeq and is a predicted model, not a curated record. The transcript has 14 exons. Gene Ontology annotation, cellular component: PAS complex; endosome membrane; fungal-type vacuole membrane.
AUGGAUGAUUCUAUACUUCAGGGUCUUCAAAACCGUCUUUAUGAGAAAAGAAAAUCCGCUGCUUAUGAAGUUGAAAAAUUUACUCGUGAAUGUUUUAAUAAUAAUGAUACAACAAGAAUAAAACAGAUAAUUGAUAUUCUUUGCCAAGAUUUUAUUUAUGGAUCUUCGAGAGUUGCCAAUACUACAUUUGGUGGUCUUAUUGGCCUUGCUGCUGUAGUAAUAGCUAUUGGUCAAGAUGUUGCUGAAUAUUUGGAAGAUAUUGUUCCUCCUGUUUUGUCGUGUUUUUUAGACCAAGAACAUAGAGUUAGGUAUUAUGCUUGUGAAAGUAUGUAUAAUAUUGCAAAAGUUGCAAAAGGUGAAAUCUUAUUAUAUUUUAAUGAGAUUUUUGAUGCUUUAUCUAAAUUAUCAUCUGAUACUGAGCCUUCUGUAAAAAAUGGUGCUGAGCUUCUUGAUCGACUCAUAAAAGACAUAGUUUCCGAAAAAGCUGCAAAUUAUAUUUCUGUUUAUCGGUCAUCUAGUCCAGUUGGUUCUCCUAAGGCUUUAAGUAUUGAUCCAUCUGUUCCUGUUAUUGUUGAGGAAACUAAGAGAUCUUCUGUGUUUUCAUUAGAAAAAUUUAUACCAAUGCUUUCAGAACGUAUAUAUGUUAUAAACCCUUUUACGAGGAUGUUUUUAGUUUCAUGGAUUACAGUUCUUGAUUCUGUUCCUGAUUUGGAACUUAUUACAUAUUUACCUAGAUUUCUUGAUGGGUUAAUUAAGUUUUUAAGUGAUUCUCAUCAAGAUGUUCGGAAUGCUACUGAUAGAGUUUUAACUGAUUUUUUAUCAGAAAUAAAAAGAAUUUCUAAUAUAAAAAAAGAACUUGUAUUUAAAAAAGCUAAAUCUACUAUAUCUUCUCAAAGCUUAAUAAAUUGUAAUGAUAACGAUAUUAAGUGUAAAUAUGAGGACAUCCGAAAAGAUAAUUUAAUGUUUAUUGAGGAUGGGAAAUGGAUUUCUGGUCAAGAUGUGUUUAUUCAUUAUUCUAAAAUUAUUGAAAUAUUACUUCCUCAUAUUAGUUCAUCUGAGGAGUCAAUACAACUGAUGGCUUUGAAAUGGAUUGCUGAAUUUUUUAAUAUUUGUCCUAUUGAUCUUUUAAAAUUUACUCCACGUCUUAUAUCACUUGUGUUACCAGCUUUGUCUUUAGGAGGGGAGUCUUCACGCCAAGCAGCUUUAGAAAUUAAUCAAAAUCUUUGUAAUUUAGUAUCAGAAGUAUUAGAAACUAAUAAGAUUACUUCAAAUUUAACUCAACUUCAUUCAUCUGAAUUAUCUUCUAAAGCUAUAAAUUUUUCUUUUCAACAAAUUACGAAAACAGAUAGCCAAGAAAAUGAUGUCUUUUUUUCUUUUAAGGAUAUUUUGGAUUAUUCAAGUACUGUAAAUGCUCUUAUACUGCAAUUUUCAGAUGAACAUGAACAAACUCGGAUUGCUGCAUUAAAUUGGCUUAUUAUGUUGCAUAAUUUAGCACCUCAAAAGGUUCUUACAUUAAAUGAUGGGACAUUUCCUGCUCUUUUGAAAAUCUUGUCUGAUCCUAAUGACGAAGUUAUUAUAAAGGAUUUAGAGCUUCUUGCACAAAUUUCUUCUGCUAACAAAGAUGAUUAUUUUGACGUAUUUAUGGUCAAUUUAUUAUCUCUUUUUAGUACAGAUCGCCGAUUGCUUGAAACUCGUGGAAGUUUAAUUGUCCGUCAAUUAUGUAUUUAUCUUAAAUCAGAAAAGAUAUAUUGUACUUUAGCAGAGAAUUUAGAAAAAGAUGAGGAUUUGGAGUUUGCAAGUAUUAUGGUGCAGAAUUUAAAUAAUAAUCUUAUGACUUCUCCAGAAUUAUCUGAUUUUCGAAAAAGACUUAAAAAUUUAGAAUUUAAGGAUGGUCAAUCUUUGUUUGUAAGCUUAUACCGUUGUUGGUGUCAUAAUGCUGUUGCUACGUUUUCUCUUUGUCUUUUAGCUCAAGCAUAUGAGCAAGCAUCUAAUUUGCUUCAAAUAUUUGCAGAAUUAGAAAUGACUGUUAGUAUGCUUGUACAAAUCGAUACUUUAGUUCAGCUUUUGGAAUCACCUGUUUUCACAUAUCUUCGGCUGCAGCUUUUGGAACCGGAUAGAUAUCCUUAUCUUUAUAAAUGUUUAUACGGCUUACUUAUGUUAUUACCUCAGUCCUCUGCAUUUUUUACCUUAAAGAAACGUUUGAAUAGUGUAUCUUCGAUAGGAUUUUUUCAAUUUUUUUCUAAACAGAAUAAUUUUGAAAAACAUAAACCAAAGAAUAAAACAGAUGAAAUGAAGUGGCCAGAAUUGUUAGAAAAGUUUCGCAGUGUUCAAAAUAAACAUAAAAGGGCUAGACAACAAAAUCAAAAACUUAUUUCUAAAUCAUCUUUUGUUAAUUUCUUAAAAAUGACACCUAUAUCUCAUUCUUCAUGA